UUUAGGGAAGAUUUAUUCAUUUCCGAAAUUUUUUUAUUCCUUUUCAUAAUUAAAACGGAUUUAUUGCGUAAUUACACAACGAACGUGAGUAAUGCAGCGCAGCCAUCAGGUUAAUUUUUAAAUUUCGCGCCGAUGUGUUUAUGUACAAAUACAAAAGAUAGAUAGAGUUAAAAACUAUAGCUUGAAUAUACUGGCACUUGAUUUGACACUGACAGUGUCAAUUUGACAGUGACAGUUUUGGCAUGUUUUGAAUUUUGUAAUUGUGUGGUUGGGAAUUUUCUGUAUAAUUCAAUGAACAUAAUAACUCGAAAGUUUAUGCAUUAUGUCGUACUUUGAAUAUUAUAGUAAGAAUUCAAACCAACCUCUCGAAACAAAAACUACUGUUCCCAAAAAAGUGUACUCUGGGCCCAAAAACAAACCUAAAAGCAAAAUUAGCAAUGGAUUUAAUUCCGAAACAACAAAGGAUACAGAAAGUAUAAAAGGCACUUGUCUGUCAAUGUGCCCUGAGGAUGAAGUUAAAAUGCGAGAUAUAGCCAAAAUGGUACAUGUUUUGGAGGUUAUAAAUGGUAGGAAGGUUCUGGUGAAAUGCUACAGUCGUUCUGCAGCGGACUCAACGGUCGCGGUACCACGGCUGCUGCGGCCCUAUGAGGUCCUCCAAGAUACCGUACGACAUCUUUUACUACAGGUAGCACAAAAUCGAGAUACCAACAUGUUGUUGAUAUAUGACUUUGUUAGUGAUCGUCUCCGUGCUGUGCGGCAAGACAUGACGGUACAGAGGCUCUCAGCUAAGGAGUGCAUGACCUUGUUAGAGCCCAUGAUACGCUUCCAUGUUUAUUUCGGUUAUAAACUAUGUGAAUAUCCAAUUAAAGCAUAUGAUCCAGUGUUAAACAAAAAACUGCUUCUAGAGUGUUUAAAGUGGUUCCUAAGCUGCAGUGAUUCCAUAGACCAAACUCCAAAAGACCUAACUACAGAGAUAGAGAAACUGAAUCUAAACCACAAUCUUAUCAGAAAUAAGAAUCAAGAUAUCUUUAAAUGUGACAAGGAGUUGAUAGAAAGUUUGUAUAUACUGUGUAAUCUGGAUGAUGUGCAUCCCAUGUAUAGGUACUUAAAUUUGGCAAAUCAUUUGAAAAGUCACAGAGCUAUAAAUUUAGCUUACAAAAUAGCAACAGCGAAUUGGAGGGGCAACUUCGUAAAAGUAUGCAAGCUGCUGCAUAACCUGUGCCCACUGACAUACUGUGCCUUGUGUCUGCAUCUACCAACAUUGCAAAGACAUGCCCUGCCAGUAAUAAGCACUGCGUACAACAGCAAGCAACUCACAGUGCCUCUAAGUGCCUUACGUACGUGGCUGCGUUUCGACAGCGACGCGGCGGCGGCGAGCGUCUGCGCGCACUACGGGCUGGCAGCCAAUCAGGGCGCGGUACGGUUUAGUAAAGCAGACUUCAAGGCAGAUGUCGCUACGCAUCAACCAUCAAGACUGCUUCUACUGGACCAGAAGAUGGAUCUCUCACACAAGCAUGUGUUCACAUACCAUUCAGAAGAUUACACUUACGGUGCUUGACACCAACGCAGUUGUCUUUAAAAACCGCUUUUUAUUAGGGUUCCGUAGUCAACUAGGAACCUUAUAGUUUCGCCAUGUCUGUCUGUCCGUCCGUCCGUCCGUCCGUCCGCGGAUAAUCUCAGUAACCGUUAGCACUAGAAAGCUGAAA
This is a messenger RNA of Leguminivora glycinivorella, 1706 nucleotides long. RefSeq names its product germinal-center associated nuclear protein. The transcript is spliced from 8 exons. Gene Ontology annotation, biological process: spindle assembly; centrosome duplication. Gene Ontology annotation, cellular component: nucleus; spindle; centrosome. The record is from RefSeq and is a predicted model, not a curated record. NCBI's taxonomy places the organism in Eukaryota, Metazoa, Arthropoda, Insecta, Lepidoptera, Tortricidae. The coding region runs from base 323 to 1558 and encodes 411 amino acids.